AUGACUAUAAAAAAUAAAAAGACUAAGCAAUCAAAUGCUACGGAAGUGUCAACAUCUAAAAGUGCGUCGAGUAGUGUUCAGAAAUCAAGCACGUCGACGUCUGUGCAGAAAUCAAGCAAUACCUUACAGAAGGUCAGCUCGGGUAAGAAGGUCCGCUAUAUUGACGUUAAGGUCGAAGAGGACGACCCUCUUAUGAUUACUGAUAUCACCGAUCAUGCAUCUACCAGCGGUUCCAUUAUAUCAGAACACUACAACAGCCACCCGCACUACAUAAUAACGGAGGCACCAUCGAUUUCCGACUUAUCACAAGUAAGAUCUCAUGAACAUAACGUAAGCGUAAGCGACAUGGCGCAAGUACACACAGGUGAGUUUGUUUCGACUUCUGAGUUACAAGAGUCUUCUUCAUCUCACCAACAAAGCUCUAGAAGUGAAACUCAUCAAACUUCAUCAACAUCUGUGCAACGCUCUGCUUCUAGCCACAGCCAGACAUUUGAUUCUACUGUUGACAACCAAACGCUUAAUACCGCAUUUAUAGACAGCUCCUCACAAAAUGUAACGAGAUCUAGUAACAUCAGUAACAACAGUUUCUUGUCUAAAUCCCAAGGAGCAAGUGCUACAGAAUCUUUUAUUGAAUCGGAAAAAAUGAAUCUGAUGAACACUCAUCAAGGAAGAAGACAAUUUCAUUCCAAUCGUGACAAUGUUGCAAAUAAAAUUACUUCGUCCUCAUUUGAUUCAAAAAAUAUGAAUAUUCGCGAGAAUGAACGUUAUAAUUCGCCUGACUCUCGAAGGGCACAGACUGUUAAGUCUAACAGUUCAAAUUUUUAUGAAGGUCAAGGUACACUUGAUAACAAUGUUAAGUCGACAGAGUUUAGUACGACGUCUCAUUCCAGUGAGACUAAAAGUAGUAACGUGACAAAGUCCUCAUCGUCAUCCUAUGUUGUUGAAAUUGUUGAUGGAAAAGAAAGGAUAAUUGACAGUUCUAAAAGAGAGUGGGGUGAUGCCCAAGAACACGCGUCGAAAGAGGAUUAUGCUAGUAUAAGCGGUACUAAUAUCAAGCCGGAGAGUGCAUAUAGUGUUCAAAAUUAUGAUAUGAAAUCAAAAUACGAUACUGGAAAACCUGGAGCAAAACCUACGAGUGAAAAGACCGUUAAAGAAAACUCUAAAUUUGUUAAGGAUGGAACUCAGAUCACGAGUCAUGAAAGCCUUAUUUCUCACAAAGAUAAUGCAAUACAACAGCAGCAUAGCUCAACUACUCACGAGCAAUUAACUGCUAGAGAUAAUAUUCAGUCAGAUAGCGUGGAUAGGAGACACAUUUCUUUCCGUGACAACUCUCAUUCCGAUAUAUCCAACCAGCAUCAACAAAUUAUUUCAAAUGAAAAUCAACAGACUGACACUAUUGACAGGAGUCAGACAGUUUCAGAGAGUCGAGAAAUUAACACUCAGUCUAUGGAAAGUCAGAUAAAUAUAAGCAGCAAAGUAACAAGUGAAAAUACUGUAAACACUAGACGUGAUAUGAAUAAGACGGAUUCCUCAAAUUUCUAUGGAUAUGACUCAACAAUACAAAAUCAAUUGAAAAAAGUAGGAGAUAUUUUACAAAUCAGGGACACGGAAAACCUCAACUAUUCCACUAAAAUAUUAAAAAGUAAUACGAGCAGUGCACACCAAGAAUCUACAUCGUCCUAUGUCUUCGAGGUUGUGGAUGGGAAGCAAAGAAUUGUUGAUAGCUCUCACAGAGAAUGGGGUGAUAGUAAAGAUCAUUCAACACAUGAAAAAAGCCACUACAUAAGUGGAACAAACAUUGAACCACAGCAUGAAUACACCCGACAUGUUCUUGACAAAGAAGCAUUUUAUGACACUGGAAAGGAUGGAGUUCCUAAAAGUGGUUCAUACGUAACAGAAGAAUCUGCUUUAUAUAAGAAUGGAAAAGAGAUAGCAUCAACUAGCAACACAUACGGUGGUGAUUUUACAAGAAAACCUGCUAUAACCGAGCAUCCUACCGACGGGACUGAUGUCUAUGAUCAACAAAUACAACAACAACAAAAGACAACAACAACACAAGAACAAAAUCUCCAGUCUAGUACAAAUAUAACUAAAUCAACAGAUUCUCAAACACAUAUUAAGGAUUCAGAGACCGUAAAACAAAGCACCGAUUUUAUAACGAAAGAAAAACAAAAUCUUACAAAAGAAACAACAUCGUCCACUUCUCAAUCCAAGGACACUCUGACAACGUAUGAAAGGAGCACCGGUACUUGGAAUGGUAAAUUUAUUUAUGAAAAUGAAGACGACAGACCGAAGCGCCCCAAACAAAUGUCGCCUUUCGGGAAACCCGAGCAACCAAGACAUCACUUAAAGAGGCAAGAUACUGAAGAAAAUAUCAUUUUAUCAUCACGAGACAUUAAAGAUUUCACUUCCAUAAGUGACCUCAGAAAAAUAAUUGAAACUUCACAGUCGAAUAAAGACGUCAAAGUAAGCAAUAAGAAUAUUGUUAUCAGAAGAAAUAUUGAUGACAAAGUUUUAAAAGAAAUUAUUGAAACUGUUAAGAAAUAUCCCUUCAAACGGAUAGAUAAAGUUACUUUCGGUACUAAAAUUAAUGAGGACGUCAAAGAUUUAUACGAAGGCAUCGACACGGAAGAAACAACUGUUAUGCACACCACAACAGACGGUGCAUUAAAGAAGUCAUUCGACAUUGAGAAGACCAGGAGUCAAAUUGAAGUGACGCGAUACAUAACUGAAAAUGGUGUAACCAGAAAAGAAACAACUUAUGAAGAUGCAAAAGAAGACGAGAAGAUUAAGACAGACGUUUUUGUUGACAACAGCGCGUUAGACAUCAGAAACUUGAAGGAUGUCCGCACUACGAAAGAUAUACGCGAAUACGACGUGGUUGACCGAGCUAUAACGGACACUACGAGAGAGGAUACUGUCAUCAGCACCGUCUACGAUGAACAUAUCAUAGAUGACAGAAAAACAGUGCGAGAUGACAGGACCACCAUCGAAGAAACUGUUCGUCGGGAUGAGACCAGGCCAAAACACGGUGGCCCCAAAAAACCUGAGAAAAUCAUAGAAAAGGAACAGUGCAUCUGUGAAAUCUGCACUUGUGGGUGA
This is a messenger RNA of Danaus chrysippus (African queen), 3102 nucleotides long. NCBI's taxonomy places the organism in Eukaryota, Metazoa, Arthropoda, Insecta, Lepidoptera, Nymphalidae. The record is from the annotation of a GenBank genome assembly.